AGGAAAGAUCAGUGAGACUACCGAAAUGGCGAUCAUCAGAUAAAUCGUGAAGCCGAAGAAGAAGAAGAAGGAAGAUGGUUCUCUGGGAGAUAACUCUAGGAACAGCCUACUUCUUGGGUCUGAGACGUACUUAUAGACUCGCCUUGAAGAUCCAGCGUCGUAUUGUUACUCCCAAACAUCCCAAAAUCCGUCAGUUUCUUCAUCGGAGGACUCGUAAAAUCUUCGAUGUGGCAGUCUCGGUUCACAAGAAUAUACAAGAGAGAGAUAUAGAAGUUGGUAGGAAUCUUGGGAACUGGAUUCUUCGUUGGCUCGACCGGAUGAAGCCAGCAGCACAGAUCCGUACUCGGCCAGAACUACCGCAUAAUACCAACUUGGACAAGGCAAAAAGACUAGCGGAAUCUUCCCGUCCCAGAUCGCACACAAACACGACGCAGACUCCUCAAAACCGUGGAUCCGAUAGGAACUUGUUCUCCUCACUGAAACACUUCCGCAACAAGCCGUUCCCGUCUGUCUCUAUGAUGAUCCAACCGCCUAAACCCAAUGGAACUUCAACUCAGUACAGACAUUACAGUGGUGGUCUAGCCGCAAAUCUGAUUCAACCGAGCUAUGGUAGAGGUGGCAGGUUUGACGGUGUAAUCAGGGAAGACAUUUUGCAGUGGAUGGCACGGAGAUGAAAGACGAGGCAGCAAGAGAAAAGCCAUUAAAGUUUCUAAUCUUUCUUGACAUAGUUGUGUCUUUCUUAUCUUUAACUUUUAGCUCCAGACACUGAUGUUGAUUGUGGAUAGAAUCAGAAGCAAGUAUGUAGAAAACAUGACAAUGUCUUUUUUUUCCUUUCUAACGCUUAAAUAAAGUUUCAUAUACACUGAGGUUAUAAUUACUA
This is a messenger RNA of Capsella rubella, 880 nucleotides long. RefSeq lists its product as uncharacterized. The record is from RefSeq and is a predicted model, not a curated record. Lineage: Eukaryota; Viridiplantae; Streptophyta; Magnoliopsida; Brassicales; Brassicaceae. The transcript is spliced from 2 exons. Bases 75 to 674 code for a protein of 199 amino acids.